Messenger RNA from Saccostrea cuccullata (small rock oyster), 1207 nucleotides. RefSeq lists its product as uncharacterized. The annotation marks the transcript as partial. The record is from RefSeq and is a predicted model, not a curated record. The transcript is spliced from 9 exons. NCBI's taxonomy places the organism in Eukaryota, Metazoa, Mollusca, Bivalvia, Ostreida, Ostreidae.
GCUGAAAAAGACAAAAGUCCCGAGAGAAGAGGAAAAGAAAAUGACGAGGAGCUGCCUGAUGCUCCGAAUCCCAGGCAGCUCCUUUCAAUCAUAAAGGAGCAACGAAAGGCUCCAAGAAGACGAAGUGAAUGUGUAGCAAUUUACCCAAGGGAUAGAACGGCAACAACAAAGAAAGUGAAAUUCAUAAUCCCACUCGAAAGUGCUGAAGGGCAAAGUUGUAUUCAGGUCACACCGACUGAGAAGGGGGUCUCUGUUAAAAGUGUCGCAAGAGACGAGGUGCAGAAUGAAGAAGUGAUUCUAACAAACGGAGAAGAACUUCUGAGCAGGCUGAAGCAGACGCUGGAAAAGGAAACGCCGUUCACAUCUAGAAGGGCAGAUGAAUUAAGAGCCCCUUUUAGAUUUUUUCCGAAACUCGGAACAGUUAAAGAAGACGACGAAUUUCAGGUCCUUGCAGACGACAGAAGAUACGGAUUAAUCCGGUCCGAUUCGGAGGCGGGGAUCUCCGACUCCGGAUCGGACUGGUCAGGCCCGGAUGUCAACAUGAAAUGUGACUGUGUGACGCCAUUGAAAUAUCUUCUCUGCUGUCACUGUUGCCGGAAGCGGAAGCGUGGAAAGACUCCCACGUUGUCUGUUCAGUGGGUUGAGGAUAAGGGAAACAGUUACACAGGUGGAGAAGUGAGGAAUGACAAUAAAUUAGACGAUGAAGCUCAACCAAAACGUUUAGGAAAAAUGAAGAGAUUCAGAAAUUUCCUAAGGAAUAUAUUUUGUUGUGGAAGGAAAAACAGUGAGGAAUGAAGAUCGUCUAGCCUGCUCAUAUUAUUUAUUCGUUUUUAUAAAAUAAUGUGAUUGUUUUUUCUUUCGUUUUGGAAACCAAGGAGAAGACAACGGAGCUAUUUAAUACCGUAUUUUUUUAGAUAAGCAUUUUAUUGGAUCUUUUUUUUUUUUAUUUGGACGUGUUUUUUUAUUUUCUAGAAUAUUGGCUACAGAGCAGAAAAAAAGCUCUGUGGCCAAAAUUGCUGACAAAAUUCAUACCAUAUUCUAAAUUCUUCUUUGACUAUAAAUUAUAUAUAUUUUUAAAAUCUGCUAUUUAAAGUUCCGUUGUCUUCUCUUUACAAAAUUCUUUAAACAAUAUUGUACAAGUUCAAGUUAAAUAUGUAAUGAAAUAUGAAAUUAAAAACUGAAUUGCAAAAAUAGACUUUUUGUUAUG